Molecule: messenger RNA, 1698 nt
Organism: Somion occarium
Lineage: Eukaryota; Fungi; Basidiomycota; Agaricomycetes; Polyporales; Cerrenaceae
Source: the annotation of a GenBank genome assembly
AGCACACUCAGGACCGACAUUGACGCGUAUAUUGGGAAUGUGGGCCUCCCAUCACUGGUGCCCUUCAUAGACCUCCUGUUAUGUUGAGCUCGGCUGUGGUUAUUUCUCUGCCCCGAUUCAUGACAUUGAGGUCUAAGGGCGACGGGUCUUAAGGUCAGCCGUAGGAUGCUUUGAAACCAACGCCACAACUACCAUGUCUUCGACAUCAUCGACGGUUGGCACGCAACAAAUCUGGAGACCAUGGAGUAUCCCUCUCGACGACAUGCUAAUGCGCCGCAAGCUCUGUGGCGUACUGAACAAAAUUACAGAUUCUAACUUCGAAUCUAUGUCCGACCGGAUCGUUCCUCUCGCGGUGUCCGUUGAGAGGAGUGAGAAUUCAGAGCUCUUGGACACAUUCGUUCGAAUGAUUUUCCAGCGGGGCCUUUCGGACACAAGGUUUACUGAUGUCUAUGUGAACCUAUGUCAAAAGAUCGUUGAUGAGCUGGAGGGCGAGCGGAGUCAGUGGCGCAGGGUGGACUUAUUCCACAUUGGUAAUCCUAUGGUGUGCUUCGAGACGUCUCUCCGAGUUCUGUCACAGUACGAGUUUGAUCGUAUCGUGGACAGCGGAGAUCUGGAGACUCUUCUUAUCUUCAGCAAGUUCGUCGGUGGCCUGUUCACAGAAGGUGUCCUGUAUGUGAGCGACGUGCAGAGCAUACUUGACGAUCUCUUCGCUCGUGCUAGAUAUAGCAAUGGCCACUCUGUGGCUAUUCGGCGGUUUUUAUCGCCAGUACUGGAUGCGUUCAACGCGUCCCAAUUCCUGGACCUCCUCGCAAUUUUCCCGCGUGUGGAAAAUAUCUUACAGGAGGGUAAAAUAUCGUCAAUGACACGAUAUAUUAUGAUGCACCUGCACGAUGAAAUCUUGUAUCCACAGCCUCAAGAUGCCUUCUCAUCCUCUCGUCAGAGGAUAGAGGUGUAUGGCCUUGAUGUAGAUGACAGUGACUUGGAAUCUGCAGACGAUUUACAAGAAGACUUAGCUCGCAUUCUCCGCGCAUGUGACGAGCAGGCCCGAUACACCAUCUUUCGGCGAGACUUCAUUCGGGGAGUGCGGUUCUUCCAAGAGUUGAGAGUUGAUGAUCGCCACCUCUUCGUCUCAAGUCUGCUGUCAAUAGUCUUUUCGUCUGGUGGCUUUGAUGAUGCUGCCUUCAUUGCGGGAUUAUUUUCGAGAGAUGCUAUUCGAGACCUAUGUCGAUAUGGGGACGCAUUUAUUGAAGGCUUUGGACCUUCCAUGGCCGAUUUAGAAGAUAUCUGCCUUGAUGUUCCAGACGCGUAUCCUAUGAUGGCACUCAUGGUCCAUUCAUCCGCACUUAGCACGUCUGUCGUGACAGACCUAGCCUCAUUGAUACGACCCACCACUUCUAGCAGUUCCAAUCCCCGCGAGAGAUUCCUGGAAGCCUAUUCGUUUGCAGCUUUGAAGUCGGAGUCUGCUGUUCAAAGCUCCGUGGAGGAGGAGGCUGAUGAUUGAAGUUGAAUAGUUAUAUAGAAAAGUCUUCACACUUAAUGUCAAUUAGGGGAUGUAAACACUCUUGUAUCCGUUGGAAUUAGACUAGUUCACAGAUUUAGGAAUGUACAGUAGAUUAAUCACAGAUACGUAUGCUAGAGAUCGUAACUGUGUACUGAUCAAGUUGAACUACCUCUAACCCUGCGUCUUUUGGUUUCGGC